GGUGAUUCUGAGAGGUCCUGUACUCGCUGGAGAAACCGACGAUGCGAACGGCGCGAGAUUAACCAUCGGGAGAGAGGUCGAAGAAGAUUAGAGGUCCACUCUUAUCUUCCUAUUUUUCUUUCCUCCCCCCGACGGGUCGGUUCUUCCCUAUCGACGUAGCGUCCCGACAAAUGCGAACGGCAGGCCGUCCCGGAGAUACCGUUCGACAAAUGUGAUUCAGACGCAGGGACUGGUUGAUCCGGCAGAAAGGGGGAAAAAAAUAGAGGAUGGAGAAGGACAACGCGAGACAUUACAGGGCUUACGAGGGCUUCAAGCCCGCGAAUAAUGGCAAUACAUCGUCCUUGAAGAGGUCUACGUCGGACCGCUCGAAGACUCACGCAUCGAGACAAGUGAGAUGCCUCUGCUUCGGGGGAGUGCCGGACAAGGCCAGCCAGCACUCCUUCCUCAAGGGGUUUAUUAUAAACCUCGGUAUAUGCGCCCUUCUAGUGGGCUAUACUUUACUGGGCAGCUUCAUCUUCCUCGCCAUCGAAGGCGGCAGCGACGUUGGGAUACAACAAAGGACCCUGGCCACCACAAUAGCGGGGAAUCAGCCUACCAGACGGAACGCGACCGCUUGGCUCAAGCAGGUUAAUUACGAGGCUCGAGCGAAGACCGUCGAGAAUAUAUGGAUAAUCACGGAGAGUUUGAACAUCCUUUACCGUGAGAAUUGGACGCGACUGGCUGCCCAGGAAAUCGCACGUUUCCAGGAUCAACUGGUAAAGAGAAUCACCGAGGACAUGAUGGCGACCCAGAACGUCGAGACCUACGUCGGAAGUUCCGCCAGCGAUCCCGUCACUGAACGACGUGUACCGGAAUACGAGUGGAACUUCGCCAAAGCAUUCUUGUACUCUCUCACAGUGCUGACUACGAUCGGUUGUGGCAGCAUAGCUCCAAAAUCUACGUGGGGCAAGAUCGCGACCAUGGGUUAUGCCAGCUUUGGAAUACCGUUGACCCUAGUCUACUUGUCGAGCGCCGGAGGGCUCUUAUCCAGAUGCGCCAGAGGUGUCUUUACGCGAGCUCUUUGUUGCUGUCUCUGUUCAAACUGCGGCUAUUGUUGCUACGACGAACGCCGUAUGGAGGAGAAGGAGAGACGCAUGAGGAAGAAACGGCAACAGGAGGAACUGGUGCAGCAGCAGCAACAAUUGCAGUUGCAGGAGCCCUUUUACGUCCGCGCGAACGCGUCAACGUUCACGAGCACAGUGGAAAUUAAAGCCAGCCCGAAGGACGAAGUGUCGAGUCUUGGAUCCGGUGACAGGCCCAACGUUACUAUACUCGCACCAAUCAGCAUUUGUCUCGGCGCAAUGCUCUGCUACAUCGUGGCAGGCGCUUUUACUCUGCACAAGUUAGACGGCUGGUCCUUUGUGGAUGCAAGCUACUUCUGCUUCAUGAGCCUGAGCACGAUUGGGUUCGGCGAUAUGGUACCCGGUUCCUACCCCCGUCAAAGCCUUUACGAGUCAAAGAACGUAACCAUUUGGUUCUGCUCCUGCUACAUAAUGUCCGGAAUGGCGCUCACGGCGAUGUGCUUCAACAUCCUCCACGACGAGAUCGUUCACAGGCUGAGCCAUCAAGCCGAGAAGCAAGAGACUGUGAAAGCCAGCCCGAGCGUGGACGAACUGUCGACGGAUCCUUUUGCGUUGACCUCGUGA
Molecule: messenger RNA, 1685 nt
Organism: Colletes gigas
Lineage: Eukaryota; Metazoa; Arthropoda; Insecta; Hymenoptera; Colletidae
Product: TWiK family of potassium channels protein 9-like
Exons: 5
Coding region: 267-1685 (472 amino acids)
Biological process (GO): potassium ion transmembrane transport; stabilization of membrane potential
Cellular component (GO): membrane
Molecular function (GO): potassium ion leak channel activity
Source: RefSeq, a predicted model, not a curated record